Messenger RNA from Colletotrichum fioriniae, 2049 nucleotides. Lineage: Eukaryota; Fungi; Ascomycota; Sordariomycetes; Glomerellales; Glomerellaceae. The record is from RefSeq and is a predicted model, not a curated record.
AUGGGCGGAGAUCGAGGGCCUACGCAGUUGCCGCUCCCGUUUGGAAACUUGAACUCUCCUCAGAGCAUCAGUGAGAAGAACCGGCCUCGUCACUUCGGCCCCCAAACACCAGUCACCAAAGGUCAGAGUCAGAGGGGCAAAGCCAUGGAAAAGGAGCUGCCACCCAUACCACAAGGGCCUCAAAAGACGGUGUCUUUUUUAGGCCAGCGACGCCCAGAGACAGAGCCGGGAGGCCGGCAAGCUCUCCGGGCCGUUUCCAGCCCGAUGGCUCUGCGGAAAGCAGAAGAUCAGGAUCCGCUGGGAUACCACAGCAAGGAAUUCUCAAGAAACCUGUCUCUGACUUUAGACAAAGUCAACAUCCGCCGUUCGAGGACAGUGUCAGUAAGCGCAAGCCUGACGCCUACAAACCUCCUGAGAGGUCAUAUCCUGCGGGAAACAUACCAACACCCAGCACUGGAUCACCCGCAGCGGGCAACAUUAACCCACUGGGAGGCAAGACAACGUAUCCCACUGAUCCGAAAUAUAGAAGCCCUGGACGGCGAGGAGGAAAUGGCAGCAGCGCCACUAGGAUUGGCUUGCCGUUCAUUGAUCCAAACUCACGAACUCAACGACCAACGGGCAGCCAAGACUCGUGGCCUACCAAUCACAGCGAGCAUAUCCCCAUUAGAGUCAUUGUUGACAUCCCAGAUCAACCUCGAAAGCCCGCCGCUCCAGGAGAACACGUUGGUCCGAGAGCAUAUCCAGGCGCGGGAGGACGACCUUUGCAAGAUGACCCAAGAGCCGUCAAUCCUGAGAAGUCUCACCUUCGAGGACCGAGCAACACCUCCAAGAAGGAUGAGGAUUCACGAGGACGUGAUAUGCCAACGGGAAGUAGGCAAGACGGAGGCUCUCAAGACAAAAGCUGCCACCACACCCAUCACCACCAUUAUUGGCUGCGACCAAGGUCUUUCACAAUCGAGCCUAUGCCAAAAACAACCCGAGAGAAAAGUCAGCGAAAGCUGGAGCAUGUUGCAGAAUCGACACGUGAGUCGACAAUGCGACGAACAGAUGUCAACGUCAACAGAAGACAUCUCGACCGAAAGAGUGCGGCAUCUCAGAACCGUCAAAAUAAGGACUCAGGCUUUGGCACCAAAAGCAAGCCAAACGCUGACUCUCCAGCAUCAAACCGAUGCGAUCCACAAGGAGGUCGAGAAAUACUCUACGAGAGAUUUGGCCGACAGCGACAAGCAGGAGAGCCAAGCCGAGGACCCUGUCACAUCACACAUGUCCAUGUCUACAUCACCCCUAACCGUGUUGGAGCAAGCCACUCAGCAGGGCCAAAGCAAGAUCGCAUCGACGGGGGCGGCGCGGGCCGCAGUGGCCAAUUCGGGCAAAAGGACGGCGGAAACUCGGAAACAGAACCUCUCGGUCAGCGGAACGCCCAGAGCGCUCCCUAUCAGCCUCAAGAAGCCUCCUCCCGACUCUGUUCCGAGUAGGAGAUUGCGGAACAAGUUCAAGAUCAUGAGGUUCUCGAACAAGAGCCCGUCAAAGUCAACAAACACCGUGGUGGACGGUAUAGAGGCGAUUAGCAGCCGCAAGAGUUCGAAGACGUUUUGGGCCAUGGAUGGGGAAAAUGGCAAUCGGCAAACUACACCAACGGAGAGCAAGCAGUUGUCAGCAGCCAGUCAAGCCAGGUUGAAAGCUGGCUGCAGCACGUCAACGACCCUGGUGAACAGCGACUCCGAAGGCGGCGACACCGGAGGUCGUUUGAGAAGAGACGUGUUGAGUAAGCGUGUGCUAAAGUGCGCCACCGACGGCAAGCAGAUUGCGGGGAGCGUGGCUCGAUGGUAUUGGAAAGCCAUAUCACCUUGCUUUGAUCCGACAUCGCCAGCCAGAAAGCGACUUGAUGUUCACAAGUCAACUUGGACGGACGUUGGGAUGUUUCUCGUUGCGCUGAGCAGCGGAUUCGUGUUAUUGGCGACAGCGGUCCGGAUCGCGCAGGGGAUUGCGUGGGUGAUGCAGAUGGUGCAAGGCUUGCUGGGGGGGUUGAUUGUGAUUCUCGGUUCCUGA